CGCGUAUAUAAGCGUGGAUCCGGCCUCUUCCUUGUUAGUGCCGCUGGGAUCGUUGGCGGGGAGGUUCGCAUCGCCGCUUCCGUGCUACUCGCGCUUGGAGCCCUGAACUAGAGCCGAGUACGCGGGGCCGGCCAUCAUGUCACGUUACGGGCGGUAUGGAGGAGAAACCAAGGUAUAUGUUGGUAACCUGGGAACUGGUGCUGGUAAAGGAGAGUUAGAAAGGGCAUUCAGUUACUAUGGGCCCUUAAGAACUGUAUGGAUUGCCAGAAAUCCUCCGGGAUUUGCCUUUGUGGAAUUUGAAGAUCCCAGAGAUGCAGAAGAUGCAGUUCGAGGAUUGGAUGGGAAGGUGAUUUGUGGUUCUCGAGUGAGGGUUGAACUAUCUACAGGCAUGCCUCGGAGAUCUCGUUUUGAUAGGCCGCCUGCCCGUCGUCCCUUUGAUCCUAAUGAUAGAUGCUAUGAGUGUGGUGAAAAGGGACAUUAUGCUUAUGACUGUCAUCGCUAUAGCCGACGAAGAAGAAGCAGGUCACGGUCUAGAUCACAUUCUCGAUCCAGGGGAAGGCGAUACUCUCGCUCACGCAGCAGGAGCCGGGGUAGGAGGUCAAGAUCAGCAUCUCUUCGACGAUCAAGGUCUGUGUCUCUUCGUAGAUCAAGAUCAGCUUCACUCAGAAGAUCUAGGUCUGGUUCUAUAAAAGGAUCGAGGUAUUUCCAAUCCCGCUCAAGGUCAAGAUCAAGAUCCAGGUCUAUUUCACGACCGAGAAGCAGCCGAUCAAAAUCCAGAUCUCCAUCUCCUAAAAGAAGUCGUUCUCCAUCAGGAAGUCCUCGCAGAAGUGCAAGUCCUGAAAGAAUGGACUGAAGUUCUCAAGUUCACCCGUUAGGGAAAAGUUAUUUUGUUUACAUUAUUAUAAGGGAUUUGUUAUGUCUGUAAAGUAUAACCUAGGAAGGAUCAACCAUCUAAUGAGAAUGGAUCUGGAUUAUUAUUACUCUGUAAAAUUCACAGCAGUAAAAUAUUGUUUUUGUUGAAUGUAUUAACAUCUUAUGGUCUGGAAAUGUGGGUUGUUAUUUGGCACAUUUAAAUAAAAUGUUUCUAACUAGAUUUUUUUUGAUUUGUGUUCAAUAUUAAUACUUUUCAAUUGGGUAAGCAUCAGGUGUCCAGACAAUUGUUAUUGACCAUAUUUAUAUGGGCCUGUAUUCAAAGUUAAUGGUGUUGACUAAGUAUCAAAUAUCAUUAACUUCCAUAACACUGGCCAGUAUCUUAGAGGACUUUGAAAAUCCCAUUUUACCCUUGUACCUUUGGGUAAGAUGAUCUUGAGUCCUUGUAAUAGCAUGAAUGCAUCAUGGCAGAUCUCUUGAGAAUUGGUGUUAAGUAGAAGUCAAACUAACAGUCUCAAAUCCUCACGCUAGAGGGACCACCGAUUUAGCCUACAAAUGGAUGCAUGACAGGAACUCAGAGUUACUAAAGUAAAUGUCAUUAAGAAACUUGAUUUCUAGAGGCUGAG
Acomys russatus (golden spiny mouse) is the source of this 1496-nucleotide messenger RNA. It is a transcript of the gene Srsf7, whose product is annotated as serine and arginine rich splicing factor 7. Gene Ontology annotation, cellular component: nuclear speck. Gene Ontology annotation, molecular function: RNA binding; zinc ion binding. The record is from RefSeq and is a predicted model, not a curated record. NCBI's taxonomy places the organism in Eukaryota, Metazoa, Chordata, Mammalia, Rodentia, Muridae. The transcript is spliced from 8 exons. Bases 137 to 853 code for a protein of 238 amino acids. Gene Ontology annotation, biological process: mRNA splicing, via spliceosome.